Molecule: messenger RNA, 1424 nt
Organism: Drosophila grimshawi
Lineage: Eukaryota; Metazoa; Arthropoda; Insecta; Diptera; Drosophilidae
Exons: 5
Coding region: 279-1292 (337 amino acids)
Source: RefSeq, a predicted model, not a curated record
AUGUUCAAUGCACGUUUUCCAAUGCCGUCUCCGGAAUUGAAGAUCUGAUAACGGCAACGUUGAAAAGACCCGUUGGUUUUAAGGGCAAGCCCCUGUUUGCUGAUGAUAGAAGUGGACUCAAGGAAGUGAAACCGCAUUGCCUAAUCUCGAGGGCCACCAACGAUGUGGAUGAGCGCACAUAUAAUCUUCGAAUAACCGAUUUUACACGUUGUGGUGUACUCAAAAGAAAUGGAAUUGUUCAUGUGCGCAUUUGGUUUCCCCAAUUCCCUGGCGUGGUAAUGCAAUCGGAUCAGGAGCUAAUCAUAAUGUGCAAGCCACCAGAGCCAACAAUAAUUGAGAACAAGGCAGCUGGAUUCGCGGGCUCAUUUCCGCAUGGAGCACGUGUGUCGGGUGUCGUUGAGGAGAUGCCGAAUCGAUUGGAAUACGAGGUGGCAUUGUAUAAGGAGGCGCCGCCAAUAGCCCGUGUCAGCGGUACCACCAAUCCCGUUAGCUCAUCGAACGACCCCCGUCUGGCGGACAACGAGCAGACAGUGGACCAGGCGGUGCCACUGGGAACCAAGCUGCAAUUGCGCGCACGCAUCAGUCAGUCGGUGUGGAAGUAUGUCAAGCUAAUGGAGGUUACGGUCUCCCCAGAUCCAGAAAAUCCAAGUGCGCCUGGCUCUGUGUUCUUGGUGCACAAUGGCUGCCGGAAUCGAGAGCUGGCCACAAUUAUACCGCACCAGCCGGCCAAAUAUCGGGAUAGACCCAACGAGGUGUUCCUCGACUUUGAGGCCUUUCUGCUCAGCUCGAUGAAGGAGAAGGCCACACUGUGGAUACAUUCGCAGAUUAAGGCCUGCAUCAAUUUGGCCGAUUGUACACCCGAUUUCUGUGUGGAUUUGUAUGAGCCAUCCGGGCAUGGUCGGAGGCGGCGACAAAUCGAAUCAGCAUCAUCAUCAUCAUCAUCGUCAUCGUCAUCGACAGCGUCAAUUGCGAAAUUGCAGCAACGACCUUAUGGUGGGAACAACACUUUUUCUGCACCAUCUGUGUCGGAGUUCAAACGUUUCAAAGAGAACAUCGAGUACACCGUUAUAAUGCCGGGACAGUCGGACAAAAAGGUUGGCUUCCUAAUCGAUUUGACGCAGCAGUGCCGUGGUGCCCUCCUCAUUAGCUCGUUUUUUGUCUUCACAAUUACUUUUUGCUGCGCAAUCAGCUGCAUGAUAGCAUUACGUGUGCAUGCAGAUAAAAAGUUUAGAUCACAGCAGUUCACCUCCGGGUUCAACACUGGCUAUGCUGGUCGAGCGAUGGUUCAAUAAAUCAAACGACGAACAUCAUCAUCGGAUUCUGAAAUCGCUGAGCAUUUAUGUAGAAUAACAUGCAUUUAUUGUGUACCUUUUAUAUACAUAUAUAUUUACGUAGAUAGUGCGUUAGAUGUUUCAACAAAUAUA